CCGGCUAACCCACAGCCGCACUCCUCCCUCGGCUCCUCGCCGCCGCCACCUCCUCCCCGUCCUGCAGCGGCGCCCAUCGCGUCACCUGCUGGCCGCCCUCGGGGGUGGCUGCGUCCGCGGCGACGACGGCGGCCUCGUCGUCCCCGGAGGCCGCGGUCGGUUGUCUCCCCAUCCGCCUCUCUUCCCACAGACGAGACAGACAAGCGCGGACAGAGCCAAGGAACCAUAGGCUCCUUCCUGUCAUCCUUGUGGACCCCUCCCCCGCUCCCCGGCGACGACCCCGACUCCGCCGUCGUCGCCGUCCACUCCAAGCUCGCCUGGGACAAGCACUGGGAGGAACACCGGAACGCGUCCAAGCUGAUGGUCAUCGACUUCUCCGCCUCCUGGUACGGGCCCUGCCGCUUCAUCGAGCCCGCCUUCAAGGAGAUGGCCUCCCGCUUCGCCGACGCCCUCUUCGUCAAGAUCGACGUCGAUGAUCUCGCGCAGAGGACAAGGGCUUCAUGGCCAACCAAGGCGCAUGGUGCUCGCAAGCGACGAAUGGAGGUUGUUCGACAUAGGCACGGAGGAGGAGGAGGAGGGGCACGGACGGAGGAGGACAGAGCACCUCUCUUCUUCUAGGUUAGUGAGUAGCAUUAGGAGGAGGAGCUCAAGCACGACCACCAAGAGGCACCAUCGCAGCAGCAGAUAAGUCCGUCGAUGAAGCGGCAGCGUCUCCUCUAGAGGGUGAUGGUGGCGGCGGGGCCGGCGCCUGUGUGCGGCUUCGACUACAAUCUCCUCUCCAGUGCCACCGGACGCAAGGGUGGAGCCUAUGCCUCCUUGCUGAAGCUUCUCGCUCUACACCAGUUUAUGGUGCUGCGGAUGUGGUUAAGAUGGCGUUCUACACUAUGCUUCUUAUGUUGCAUGUGAAUGGGGGUGAGUAGAUAGAACUGGAGUGUUCUCAUAGGAAUGCAAGUUGUUGCAUCUGGAGCACAUGAGAUGUGCUAAUACGAGUUGGAACAAUAUGAUGUAGUAGUAAGUUAAGGCAAAUUAUGUAGAUGAUGUAUUCCUAUGUAAUUAAAUGAUGUAUUCUCUAUGUACAUGCUGCUUUAAAUGACAUGAAGAUUAUGGAAA
This is a messenger RNA of Triticum aestivum (bread wheat), 1110 nucleotides long. RefSeq lists its product as uncharacterized. The transcript is spliced from 6 exons. The record is from RefSeq and is a predicted model, not a curated record. NCBI's taxonomy places the organism in Eukaryota, Viridiplantae, Streptophyta, Magnoliopsida, Poales, Poaceae. The annotation marks the transcript as partial.